CGACCAUCAAUUGAGAGAUAUCAUCAUGUUUUAAAUACUCUAAAACCUGUUGGCGUCUAAAAAAUAAUUAAACAAUUGGCAUGGUGAACACAGGCCGGCCCUCGAGAGGAUGCCUCACAUGUAGGCGGCGACGAAUUAAGUGUGACGAAACACGUCCUGAUUGCAAACGGUGCGUCAAAUUGAAUGUGGAUUGCGAGUGGAGGGAUGAAUGGUCGACCGUGAUUCGACCCCAGGAAUCAUGGGCGAAGAAGACCGUUGCACAGCGCGUCGAACGGGUGCAGAAUCGACGAAAUGAGCAACAGGAACGUGAACUACUCUUGAAUCAUCCCUCCACAGUACUGCCUUCUUCGGAUGGCAUGGUAGGGCUGCAGGUACGGCCGGAGUUGUACGCCAUUGAACGGUUCUACCAGGACUACGGGUUCAGGGCCAACACGGUCAACUUCUUGAAUUUCGUCGAGCCUUAUUACGGCUCGCAGGCUAUUUCGCAGUGCAUUAAUAGCGUGCUGCCGGCUGUGGCGCUUGUCAAUGUAGCCAAACAGCAGCGUCGCCAUGAUUUGAUGCAAGAGGCGCGCCGCCAUUAUGGUCGCGCGCUCAGGUCCAUGACUGAAAUCUUAAAGGACCCAGUGGCUCGUAAGCACGACGCCACACUUGUCACGGUCUAUCUUAUGGCUCUCUACGAGGUCAUUUGCUUUGAUCGCGAGCCAGGCCAGAUCUCCCCCUUGCAAUCUCACGGGAAGGGUCGCCUAGCCAUCCUACGACUUCGUGGCCCCGAGCAACUCGACACCCAGGCUGGCCGUAACUUAUUCAUCGUCAUCUAUUCCGAGCAGCUUAACGGGUCUCUUUUUCACCGCAAUGGCCAAGUCCUGGACGAAGCGCCGACGUGGCUGCGGGAUCGAUUCCCAGUCAGCCCGAUAGUGAACCAGAUCAUGCUCAUGCACGACGUAAGCGUUUACCUGAAGAAGCUGGACGACCUGCUACGCGCGAGGAAAAAGGAUCGGCUGCAGAUAUCCGAAACAUUCGCCCAGGGACUGGAAUUCGCAGCGGAGCUGUCUAAACAGAAUCGCCUGCGCGCAGAGGGGGCGACUUCUAAAGACGCGGAUCUCAAGCAAUAUGCACCACGGGUAUUCCGACAGGCUCGACAUCGAACCAGGCCGUCAGAGAGCCGCAAGGCAAAACCAAAAUCUCCACAUACAAGCAAAACUCCAAAACCGCGGAUGCAAGGACCCGGUGAUGAUACAGCCAACAAAGAGACCACGCCCCGUGAAGUACCGUCAUCUUCCCCAACCGUGCGUUCACAGCCGCCAGAACCCAGUGCGGCUCAACAACCACCCCGCGAUGUACAACUCCGCACCAUCCCCAUCAAGAAAGAACGAGAAGAUUACGGACCCCACCCAGCCAACGCCGCUCCCGCCAGAAACCAAAACCCCACAUACCCCCUCCUCAACCUCGUCCAGCAAGACGUCUCCUCGAUAACCGGCAAGCGCCGCGAGGAGACCGACCCCCAAGUAGCAACGUACUUCAGCAUCACCUGGUCCAUCCUCGGCAACCUCUGCCGCGCAACCGAGAUCUACCUCCUACAGGCCCUCCUCGAAGCCCUGCCCUUCCUCGACGCCAAACAGUGCGACGCCUUGCACAUCGAUCCUGAGAGACUUCGCACAGAGUGGGACGCCAGCAUCGCGACGCGCGCGGUCCAGAUCUACGAGCACGUCCCGUACGGCCUGGGCGAGGUCGAUAGUUCCGGGAACAGGUUCCCCAUCAGAUUGACCGGUACGCUGUACCGGGCGUAUAUGCAAUUGUGCUGCAUGCAGGCGGCGCUCGCGGCACCCCAAACACCGAGGAAGUAUAGGAUCAGGUUGGCGAAGCGGUUGGAUUCGAUUUCGAAGGAGAUGGGGAUCGGGCUGGCGGGCGAGCUUCUGGCGGCGUUGGAGGACGCGGAGGCGCUGCUGAAAACGGAGGAGGCGAAGGCGGGGGAGGAGGACGAGGAUCCGUCGUUAAAGCUUAAUGAGAAGAUGUUUUAUAUCGGUAUGUACAUCGAUGAUAAGAAGAAGGUGCCGCUGUUUGUCAGUGAAGCGUUUACGCGAUAGCAUUGGGCGGAAAUUUGUUGGAAAACAUCGCAAUAGCGAGGAAGGCAUUUCUGGGAAGAAUGACAGUGUAUAGUAGCUUUAAUCAAGACUGUAUAUCCCUGGUGUUUGGAGUUCAACAGGCAGCUCUGCAUAUUAGCACACAACAUCCCAUCCC
Messenger RNA from Aaosphaeria arxii CBS 175.79, 2238 nucleotides. RefSeq lists its product as uncharacterized. NCBI's taxonomy places the organism in Eukaryota, Fungi, Ascomycota, Dothideomycetes, Pleosporales. Gene Ontology annotation, molecular function: zinc ion binding; DNA-binding transcription factor activity, RNA polymerase II-specific. The coding region runs from base 81 to 2084 and encodes 667 amino acids. The record is from RefSeq and is a predicted model, not a curated record. The transcript has 3 exons. Gene Ontology annotation, biological process: regulation of DNA-templated transcription.